AUAAUGCAGUUGUUGUGCAAAAUGCAUUAAUGACACAAUUCAACAAGUCAUUAAACAAGACGUAAAUAAACAAAGCAUGCCGUUUCAGAUGUAAAUAUGAUGCCAAUGUGUCAUUAUUCCGACUGAAUAGUAUUUGAUAUAAAAAUUAGCCAACACUUUUGGAGGUUUUUGCAUGAAGGCAGGGGCGCUCAGAUUGUUAAAAAUGUAAGUGCCUGUGUAUGCACAAAUUUCUGUGAGCUGUGCACACUAUGCCCCCUUAAAAAAAAAUUGGUGCAUGACGCCCCUGGAUAAGAGUGCCUCCUACUGGUAACCGAGAAUUAAUGCACGUACAUGGAGAAUAAGACAUUUUCAAAUUCAAAAUACCCUGGUAUGUCACAUAACCAGCUUCUGAAAUACCCCCUUGGUGUUUUUCAUAUCAGUACUUUUACAGUUGGUGGCAUCAAUGCACGCCCUAUAGCCAUUUCAUCAAAACCUGCUCUGCCUUUAGGCUAUAACUGAUGUAUUUCUUAUUUAUUUAUCAGUGUGCAGGUGACAUUCUUGCAGGUAUUUUGAUCAGUUAACGGGUUGUUUUUCUGACAAAAUAGACUACAUUUUCGUUAUUUUGGAGAGUUUGUUUCGGAUUAUUUCAUCUUCUAUGAUUUGAGGAGUUCAGUCAAACUAAAAUGAAUUUGUUCACAGUGUUCGUCUCUCUGUUUAUCCUAAAUGGUGUGUUUGGUGUUGAUGGAGAUGAAGUGAAGUCAGUGUCAGUGAUGGAGGGAGAUUUUGUUACUUUAAACACUGAUAUUACUCAAAUACAGAAAGAUGAUCAGAUAAUGUGGAAGUUUGGACCUCAGGAGACUCGUAUAGCUCAAAUUGAUAAAAAAAGCAUUGAUAUGUAUGACAGUGUUAAGAUAUUUGGUGACAGACUGAAUCUGGACAGUCAAACUGGAUCUCUCACCAUCACAAACAUCAGAAUCACACACACUGGACUUUAUAAACUACAGAUCAUCAGUAAAAGUGGCAUUAAAUACAAGGCAUUCAGUGUUACUGUCUAUGCUUCUCUGUUUGUUCCUGUCAUCGUCAGAAAAUCUUCAUCAGGAAGAUCAUCAAGAUCAAAAUGUGUGUUAUUGUGUUCAGUGUCAAAUGUGAGAGAUGCAAGUCUGUCCUGGUACAAAGGAAACCGUUUAUUGUCCAGGAUCAGUGUGUAUGAUCACAAAAACAAACUCUGUCUGCCUCUGGAGGUUGAAUAUCAGGAUACAAACACAUACAGAUGUGUGGUGAGCAAUCCCAUCACAAACCAAACUAAACAUCUCAACAUGGAUGAUGUCUGUCAGACAAGUUCAGGACUUUCUCUCUCAGAACUCAAGCAUCCUCUUGUACAUGUCAUUGUGCUGUUGGUUUGGCUCAUACUCAUACUUUAGCUGGGUAAUGAAAUGAAAUGUAAUGAAAAAGGAUAAUAUAUAUAUAUAAUUUUUCUGUACUUGUGCAACUUGUUUUCAUGGACCAUGUGUUUUGAUUUUUUUUUUUAAACUACUGACAAGACAAACAUCAUUAUGAACACAUUCAUUUUAAGUUUUUAUUUUAUUUUCUUGGAUAAAAGAUCAACAAUCAGUCAUCUUUACCCAGCAGUAAUAGAUGUUACAGUCGUGGCCAAAAAUAUUAGCACCCUUGGUAAAUAUGAUCAAAUAAGGCUGUAAAAAAUUCAUCUGCAUUGUUAAUCCUUUUGAUUUUUUAUUAAAAAAAUUCACAAAAAUGUAUCCUUUCAUUGGAUAAUAGGAAUUUAAAAUGGAGGGGAAAUAUCAUUAUGAAAUUAAUGUUUUUCUCAAAUACUCGUUGGACACAAUUAUUAGCACCCCUAGAAAUUCUUAUUGGUAAAAUAUCUCUGAAGUAUAUUCCCAUUCAUUUUCACAAUUUUCAGAACUCCAGCAUGAUUGUAAACACAAAAUCAUUCAGCUCUGGCUUCUGUUUCACAAAAAUAUAAAGAGGAGGGGAAACAAAGCCUAAAUUCCCUUAAUCAUCCAUCACA
Misgurnus anguillicaudatus (oriental weatherfish) is the source of this 2005-nucleotide messenger RNA. Lineage: Eukaryota; Metazoa; Chordata; Actinopteri; Cypriniformes; Cobitidae. The record is from RefSeq and is a predicted model, not a curated record.